AUGGCCGACGUUGCUCCACAAUUCGGAGCAGAGCUGAAGGACUCCUUCAAGCCUGUCAACAGUUGGGUCUCGAACGGUAUAUCGUGGGUGGACGAGAUACAUCAAUUCUACCGCGAACGCAGCGUUAUCGAAAAGGAAUAUGCUUCCAAGUUAGCCGCCUUGUGCACCAAGUACCAUGAUCGAAAGUCCAAGAAGAUUAGCCCCUUAAGUGUCGGCGAUACACCUACCUUGACCCCGGGAUCUCUCGAGAGCGCAUCACUCACGACAUGGACAACACAACUGAAUGCCGUGGGAUCUCUCGCUGCCGAGCGAGACAAGUUUGGAUCCGAAUUAAUAGCGCAAGUGGCGGAUCCUUUGAAGCAAGCCGCCACUCAAUAUGAGGAGAUUCGCAAGUCCCAUGUUGAAUAUCAUGGAAAACUGGAAAAGGAGCGGGACGCAGCAUAUGGCGAUCUCAAAAAGGCAAAGGGAAAAUAUGAUGGUGCGUGUCAGGAGGUUGAAUCCCGCAGGAAGAAGAUGGAAUCAGCCUUUGAUCAUGGCAAGAGCAAGGCACAAACGGCAUAUCAGCAGCAAAUACUGGAAAUGAAUAACUACAAGAAUCUCUACCUCAUCAGUAUCAAUGUGACAAAUAAGCUCAAGGAAAAGUUCUACCAUGAAUAUGUCCCUGAAUUGAUCGAUGGCCUACAACACCUCAACGAAACCCGAGUGGCAAAAAUGAACGUGAUGUGGACUCUCGCCGCCCAGCUCGAGAAGUCCUCCUUCCAAAACAGCACGGAGAUCAUGGCAAACCUUCUCGUUGAGAUUCCUCGCAACAACCCACGACUGGACUCAUUGAUGUUCCUCCAACAUAACGUGACACAAUCACAAGAACCUGCUAAUUUUGGCUUCGAACCCAGUACAGUAUGGCACGAUGACGCCUCAUUGAUCACCGAUGAAGCAGCCAAGGUGUUCCUGCGCAAUGUUCUAGGUAAGAGUAAGACUCAAGUCCGCGAACUCCGAGUUGAGGCAGAUCGAAAGAAGCGUGAGGUGGACGCCGGCAAGAAAGUACGAGAGAAUAUUCUCAGCGGCAAGGAUAAUCGAAAUGAAUUGGACGUCCUUCGAUCCAUAUUUUACACGACAGAGUCCUUGCACGAGGUGGAUCGCAAAUGGGUAACAGCCGAGGUAGAAACAGCAACCAUCAUCGCUGUAGCUGGCGAUCUGUCACUUGGAGCCCAGAAUCACAACUUCCGCUCACAAACUUUCAAAAUCCCGACAAACUGCGAUCUUUGCGGAGAGCGCAUUUGGGGAUUGUCUGCCAAGGGCUUUGAUUGCCGGGAUUGUGGAUACACCUGUCACAGCAAAUGCCAAAUGAAGGUACCCGCAGAGUGUCCGGGCGAGCAGACCAAGGAAGACAAGAAGAAGCUCAAGGCUACGCGGCAGGAGCAGGCCGGCUCCGUGCCUGUUGUUGACCUCGACUCUGCUGCAGCAUCCACUGCCGCCCCGACGCUCACGCGACAAAACACCAUGAAUUCCCUUAGCUCUGGAUAUGCAGCCAGCACGGCUCGGUCUGUAUCGAAUGUUGCUACUCAGCCCACUCCAGAAGCACCGGCAGAAGAGGCACCAGCCCCGGUUGCAGAGACAAAGCCAGCCGCGAAGAGGGCGCAUCGGGUGCUAGCACCGCCUCCGACCGCGUACAUGACUGCACCCCCGCCAAUUGAAUCAAAACCCAAAGAACCGCGAGGCAAGAUGAUUUACGCAUAUCAAGCCACUAGCUCUGAUGAAGUCACUGUGGACGAGGGUGAUGACGUGACAAUCCUGCAGCCAGAUGACGGUGGCUGGAUGCGUAUCCGCGCAGGGAACAGUGAAGGUCUUGUUCCAACUGCAUAUGUUGAGGCUGUGGCAACACCAUCACCCGGGCCCCCUGCCAGUCCCGCCAUGACUGACCGGCCCGGGUCAACGUACUCGAACUCCUCUGCGUCACUGGCCGGCAGCGCUGCGAUGAAACGCGUGGGGCCAGCCGUUGCGCCUCGUAGAGGAGCCAAGAAGGUCCAGUAUGUCGAGGCGUUGUAUGAGUACGAAGCCCGGAGUGAUAUGGAAUGGAACAUGACAGAGGGCGAUCGGUUCGUUCUGAUCACCCGCGACAGUGGAGAUGGAUGGGCCGAUGUUGAGCGGGGCGGUGUCACCAAGAGUGUUCCGGCAAACUAUAUCCAGGAGGUUUAG
Molecule: messenger RNA, 2196 nt
Organism: Penicillium soppii
Lineage: Eukaryota; Fungi; Ascomycota; Eurotiomycetes; Eurotiales; Aspergillaceae
Product: putative actin polymerization protein Bzz1
Exons: 6
Coding region: 1-2196 (731 amino acids)
Biological process (GO): regulation of actin filament polymerization
Molecular function (GO): protein binding
Source: RefSeq, a predicted model, not a curated record